GGUUUUACAAAGUGAUGUGCGCGCGUGACGAAACAUGAAAAUUUCAUUGUAUCGUUAUUUUUUAUUCUAACCCUACAGUAUACAACAAAKGAGCUAGUUUUUCUACAACAUGCCUCUAAUACCACUAGUUUUACGAAACUCCCUAAGACAUGAAGUUGAUGGUGGAUGGGCUUGGGUCGUCGUUGCAGCUUCUUUUAUGAUUCAAACAAUUUUGUUUGGGAUAAUUCAGUCGUAUGGAACCAUGUUCGUUGCCCUUUUGGAUGAUUUCAAGUCUGGUGAAUAUGAAACUGCUUGGAUCGGAUCGAUGGGCUAUGGUCUCACAUUUUUUAUUGGCCCAAUCUACGCAGCUUUAUCUGAACAUUUUGGCUGUCGGAAGAUGGUGUACUGUGGUACUUUGAUAUGCAUGGUAUCRUGYUUUAGUUCAUCAUUUGCACCAAACCUGUCMACAUUGUACUUUACAUUUGGUAUACUAUGGGGCAUUGGAGCWGGCAUGACGUUUUUCCCGUGCCUAUUGGUUUUGAACUUCUAUUUUUCAAACMGGAUCUCGUUGGCUAAUGGUAUUACUAUGGCAGGAUCAGCUAUUGGUACUCUAAUUUUCAAUGCCUCGUUAAACAGGAUUCUAGAACUAUAUGGUUGGAGGGUCGGAUUUCGACUGUUUGGUGGGGUUUGCGCAUUAAUGUUUGUAUGUGGAACGGCCUACCUCCCUCCGCCUCAAGACUUCUACGCUAUCCAGGAAUGGGAGCAAUAUCAAAAAGUAAAAUUAACAACUAAGCUGGCUCGUAUCUUUGACAUUCGUCCAUGGAAAGAAAAGGCAUUUGUAGUGUGGUUAAUUGGUGUAUCAUUCGUUUUAUUUGGAUACUUUAUACCUUAUGUUCAUUUGGUUCGCUUUGGAGAGACCCUCAACGUUCCUUUAUCCCAAAGCACUCUUCUGGUUGGAUACAUGUCCAUAUCGCAGAUCUUUGCUAARCUUAUUUGUGGAAAACUUGCCGACAUGAGGAGGGUGAAACGACUGCAAAUUUUAAUCAUAUCUAUCUUGUCCUUUUCUAUUUGCAACUUUGCAGUAACAUCAGCGACAGAUUUCACUGGUCUAUUGACUUACGCCUUGUUCUAUGGUUUCUUCGAUGGUUUGUUUGUUGUUGUGCUACCUAUUCUUAUUCGUGAUUUAGUUGGACGGGAAUUAAUGGCGAAUGCWAUAGGAAAUUUUUACGGAGUGGUUUCAAUACCACUGACUGCCGGACCACCUAUCUCUGGCCAACUUUAUGACGYAUUUGGUUCUUACAAGGCUCCCUUUUCAGUCGCCGGUGGAUUAAUGCUUAUUGCAAGUUUUAUGAUGUACUUUGUGUAUCGCUUGAAACCAGAAUUGUUAAAGGAUUUACCCUUGGAAGGAGAGGAUACCUUCACUAGCGAUUUGAUCGCUCGACCAAGUAUCCAUUCUCAUACCGUCGACGCCCUAAGUGGCAUGUUUCUCACUGAACGAUUUUCUACCAUUGACAGUGUCGACAGACCAAGUCAACUUACUAUCAACCCUUUACAUAACUUUGCAAGUGUUUUAACCAGAAGUAGAGCGGGAUCCACCAUCAGUGGACGGACAGGUCAGAGAUUCCCCUCCUUUUCGAUUGACAUGAGAAGUGAUGGAGGCUCUGAAAUAUUUCUUCAGCGACUGCGAGGAUAUGGAGAUGGCGCCAGUGUGGUAUCGUCUGCACAUGGAAAAGAUUUGACUGGUUCCACAAGUACUGCCCCUUCUGACGAUAUAUUGAGUUCUACUAAAGACAGCUCCCUAGACCGCGUUAGCCAUGGGAACGUAGCUUUUGCUUCCUCUSUUAAUAAAAUGUCAACAGCUACUCUGGCGAAUGAAUCGAAUACUGAUGUGACACCUUCAUCCUGCUAUAACGAGGUUGGGAAUUUGGCGGAGAUCAACCAUAGUAUGGACAAAUGUAUGGUACGUAUAGUAGAACCUGGAGAAGAUAGCAGUCCAGAAAAGAUUCAACACGAGCAAACAGAAAAUAUAACGAGUAGUGGAAUGGAAGAAGAAGAGGACAGCKCCAAACAAGAUAAUCUAGCCCGCAACUUGGAAGAUGACAAGAUUGAUACCUCACUAGAAUUGAUUCAAAUAAGUGCCAGCGAAGAAUUGAACAGCGGUUCGACUAUUCUAGAUACAAACAUGAAGGGUUUAACUCAAAUAUCGGAAGUCGCACAAAUAGAUGAUUUGAGUCCAGAUAUCGAUAUUUYAGCAGAUCGWACUAGUUCACCAAUACCCAAGUCGUUUGAAAGUGGUCCAACAUCUCCUUUAAUAACUCUGGGCAUCGAUGAGAGCUUCACAGAGGAAGCAGAUAUUACUUUAGUCCCCGCCGAUAACAUCGACAAUGAAACUACAACAGAAACAAUUGUACCAGAUGAUAUUGAAAGAUCAACAGACGAAAGCUGUGRAGACGAGGUCUUGAUCAGAAUCCCCCCUCCACCGACAUGGAAUCGAGAAGUACCACUUGUUGAUCUAACUGAAGACGGAGAAACUGAAGAAUUGGCAUCGCGGUCUUCAUCUACUGAUGUUCARAGCUCUACCGAUUUUCUUUGUCUGAAUGAAAGAUUAAAGAUCAUGGCUGAACAGCAAAAACGAGAAGGAGAAUUAAGGAUGAGAUUUCCAACAGAUGAGAUGACACURUUUGCGACCUACCGAAGCAACAUUGCUACGCCUUCUGAGCAGCAAUCGACCCCAGUUUUUGAAACCAUUCCACAAACACCUGCACCGUCAGAAAACCAAAGCCCACCCAAGACACCAUCACAAGUAAAUGUUCCAUUGGAAGCCUUAACGUUGCAGCAUAAUGGCAUGCCAUUGCACAUUAUUCCAUGCCCUGUAAAUGAGAACGGUAUGGAUACACAUCAUCAAUUGAGUGAUGACAUUCUUGAACCUUGUGCCAUACCACCUUCUGAUYAUCUAAUUUCAAAGCAAUUCGCGCAGUUCCUUCCUGGUGAAAAUAUAGAACAAAAAGUGCAGCAAAAUUCAUCAAGUAUACCUGAAGCUCAGAACAGUUCCCAGAGAGAGCCUUUUCUGUCUAUUGGAAAUGCACAUAGGGACAGUAGUCAAUCGGAUUCUCAUGUCAUAGAACAACAGACUGUAAAUAUGCAAGUYAUUUCAAGAGACAGUCAAUACAUGAGUCAGCAGCGUACAAUGGAGAACAACAUCAUGCAUCAACAAACACAAUCCUCUUCUGAACAUCAUACUUUGUUCACAGAGAGAGAUACAGCACCUAUUGCCGCGAAAAGUCAAUUUGAAGACGAAUCUACAACACAUCAAUUUACAACACAAUUGUACGAGAAUGAAAACAUUGAACAAUUGCAAUCAACGCAGACAUAUCCUCAAGUAAAGUGCMCAGCUACUGACARUGCAAAUAUCAAUGACCUCCUACUGAUUGACAUGACAUCUAGUUCAACAAACAAUCUAGGAGAAUAUGCCACAAAUCCAUUCCUYCAGGAAAUGAAUAAUUGCAAUUAUAGUACAUUACAACAUCACACCUCUGCAGAUCAGAUGGCAAAGCUUAUAUCUACAGACAACCUAAGUAAUAACASGCCACAUACGCCGCCUAGCGCUACGGAGAAACAUCAACACCAAAGGAUUGUGAAUGAUAAUAUACUAUCUCAGACCACUCCAGAAGUUAAGGAACUURAAUCUGCGUCCACAGAUGAUGAAAGCAAAGAUACAUGUUUACAGAUCAUAUUGACUCCGACGAUAGUUGAUGAGGAUCCCAGAGACGACAUGAUCCAACUAAAGGAUACGUACACUACUGAGUUAGAAUUAACAAGUGCAUCCAMAACAACCAACAAUGAUCUGAUAGACAUGACAUSUGYUUUCCCGGAUAGUAAGCCUGAGGAAGAAUGGACAUCAAAUCAAAACACYGUACRCUCAACUCAUCUCUGCCCUGAGUUAGAAAUGACGCUUGGCUCCACAAGCUUUAAAGAUAUCAAUGAUCUUUUAAAGAUCACAACAACAUCUGAUUCUACUGACAACCAACUUUUUGAGGAWYCUACUCUCAGUCCAUUACUGCAGGAAAGUCAUCCCAGUGAUAGAACGGACGAAUCGGCUCAAGAGUGUGUUCCAGCAUCGUGCAAAUCUGAUUCCAAAAUAAAGAAAGGCAUCAUUCAAACCGCCGUUUUCGAGAACAAUGCACCUCCAGGAGAAUGCAUURRAAAUGUUUUCCUCAAUACAAACAAUGAUUGUAACAGCGCUUUGCCUAUGCAUCUUUCCACUUCUGCAGUUGAAAAAGCCGAUGAUUACGUCUCURCAAACAUGCAAAGUACAUCACCUAACUCUAUGGAUACAGAAAAUAAAGAAGACUGUGGCAUAAGGUUUCUGAAUGACACCAGCUCAUCCAUUGACAAUUACAGAAACGAUACCAUACAGACCAACCUUGUGAUUGCUAGUGCGGACAAAAACAAUGAAGAAGCCUGUAUUCAAAGAUUUAACGCUGAUAACAUGCAACGAGCGACRAGRUUCCAUGAGCAACAACACGCAUAUGUAUCUACUGGCGGAAAAACCCAUGAUGAUGCAGACAUGAAAAUUACUUCUGCAUGUGAUUCGGCAGAUUUCAAUUUCGCAGUAGAACGAAAUACAAAUCCAUUCUUAAAGGAGACAAUUGGAGGUGAUAGGAUUAUACAACUAAGCCAGACACAUCCCGAAACUAAAGUAUCCACAKGUUCUACUGUUUCCCCGUUCAAUUCUAGUCAUGUCUUGCAUCCUAAUGUAAGCGGCAAAGAAGACUGUAGUACGAAUUCAUCGCAACAAAAAGCGUUUGUAGGUGACAGCAGCACAAAACCACCUGAAAUCAAAACAAGCGCUGAGGUAGCAACACUGGUGUCUACAGAUAAUUCAUGCRAAGAUACACUAUUACARAUCAGCUUAGACCMUAAUGAUGGGAAAAUAAAGUAUGAAGAAGAUCUAACAGCAACAUCUCUACAACAAAGGUUUGAUAACAUUCAACAACUAGAAACGCUAUGCCUUUUCUCAGAAAAUGUGAAAAAGUGCAAUGACUGCACCGGUACAACUUACACUUCCGCGGACAGCAAGUCAGAGGAAUAUGUUGAGACAAAUCCAUUUUUGGAGAAAAGGAUUGAUGACGAACAAUCGCGUCAUACAACCCCUCCUGAAGCUACAUCGGAUGUACAAGCUACAUAUGCACCCAAUACAAACAAUGAUGACUUAAAACGCAUAAGUACAACAUGCGCUUCAGUGAGUCAGUUUGGUCGAUGCACAAAUCUAGUUAUAUCACACUUUAAUGAGAAGGACAAAACUAAGCAUCUUUGCACUGAAGUACUAAUUUGCAAAGAAAGAUGUUCAUCUUCAGACAGCAUACCAAAUAACUAUGUUAUUGCCCCCACUGGUUCAGGAAAUGGAUUGAAUGAUAAAUGUACCAUACCAUUCCCAAAGCAAAGUUCCAAUAACACGGACAAUCCUGAAUUGCAAGCUACGUGUAUAYCUGGCGAAAUAACUUCAAAUGAAAAGAACAUCCAAAAAAUAGAAGAAACUCCAUCCUCCACGGAGACUAUAAGAAAUCCUUUCAUGCAGGAUCAAGGUACAAACGCUGAAUAUCUAGACUAUKGUGUUUGGGCRGUAAAGGGAAGUUUAGACAGCGAAAGUGUAGUAACCAACGAGAGAAAAGAUAYUGGCGGAAGCCGUAAUCCAUUUGUAUCCGAAGGCGCCUGUCUCCAAGAUAAUCAAGAACARAGUUUUUUGAUUCCAUCACGUCCAGAUAUGAUUGAMAGCAACUAUAAGAGCAGUGCCAUCAGUGUUCCUAUAACUCUAGAUCGACAAGUCUAUAGGAGAAAAUCUGUUGUGAUUGACGACAAUUCCGACUGUGAUAAAAGCAAUAGCAAUAGUUUAGUGAAUGUGUUUGAAUUGGAACUUGAUGAACAUGACAAAGGAAACACAGAUAAGACUGGUAGGAACCAGGAUAGAGAAAAAAGUCAGAAGUUUAAUGAAGAAACGAGUGAUAACAUGGAAUGACAACAGAUCAAAUAUUUCAAAAUCCUCAGAUCAAUAAGACAUACAUAWAUACGAUUAGUACAUAAAAACGUUUAUUUCAGUAAUAUUUGAUAUUUCUUUCAUUAAAUUUUCUUGGAUACUUUUUAAU
Messenger RNA from Exaiptasia diaphana, 6122 nucleotides. RefSeq lists its product as uncharacterized. Gene Ontology annotation, biological process: transmembrane transport. Gene Ontology annotation, molecular function: monocarboxylic acid transmembrane transporter activity. The transcript has 5 exons. Lineage: Eukaryota; Metazoa; Cnidaria; Anthozoa; Actiniaria; Aiptasiidae. Bases 110 to 5995 code for a protein of 1961 amino acids. The record is from RefSeq and is a predicted model, not a curated record.